AUGACAGUCCACGUCUUUGACGAGCGCGUAAUGAGCGACACAUGUGUCACGGAAUUGGCGGAAUGUUGCCUUACAAGUGGUCUUAUGGGUGGAGCCGCUGUACACGUUGCACGUGGCGGAAACGAUUCGGACAGCUGCAACACGGACAGCACGGUGGAAGUCUGUAGGAAGCGUGCGGAAGAGAUCAACCGCACCUGCCCACCAACUAAUGGUUGUCUGGGCGCCGGAAAACGGAAUGUUCAACGUGCUACGCCGGAGGAGACACUCCUCUUCCGCGUGCCGUGGGCACCACUUAGGCGGCACAAGACACGGAUCAGCAGCCUGUGCACAAGCACAGAAAUGCCAUUCUGCACAGCUCUCAGCCAACAAGAGGCUGAACGUCUCGUGCCGCAGUUCGUGGCGCUUCAGCAGUGCACUAGCCCGGCGCAGGGCGAAUACGCUGUAGAUUCCACCACGACGUGCGCGGUGCUGGUGGUAGGUGCGGGUGGGUUGGGUUCACCGCUGCUGAUGUACCUCGCCGCUGGAGGGAUAGGAAUCAUCGGCGUAAUGGACGGAGAUGUCGUAGAGACAUCCAACCUGCACAGGUACUGGGAGCAAAGACGACACUUGAGCAUAUGGCAAAUUGUUCACGACGAAGAACAUCAAGGCAUUAACAAAGCAUUGUCUGCGGUGACGAGGAUGAGGAAGAUCAAUUCACGGGGGACGUACGUCGCAUAUGAGCGCUUUUGCGGUGAAGACGAGGCGGAAAACAUCAUUCCGCAAUACGAUAUCAUCGUAGACGCCACUGACAACCCCCAGUCUAGGUACCUCAUCAACGAUGCUUGCGUUAAGUACAGCAAGACGCUCGUUAUCGCAAGCGCAAUUGGGACUCAAGGCCAACUUAUGGUCCUGAAUCGCGUCGUUGAUGCACAUUUGACGCCGUGCUUCCGCUGCGUCUGCCCGCUGGAGGGGAAUACAUCCAUCCCGGCACGAAGGGGGGCGUGCAGUACUGCCGGGGUGCUGGGCUCAAUACCCGGGGUGUUGGGUUGCCUGCAGGUAAACGCGGAUAUUCAGGAGUGGAAAUACACCUCUAUGCAGGCUACGGAGGUGCUCAAGCUCGCUGCCGGAGCGGACGAUGCGGUUUUGGCACCAGGCCGUAUGCUCAUGUAUGACACCACUAACGUCACGAAACCCUUCAGAUGCAUCCAGCUGUCGAAGAACCCCAAUUUCUGUGGGGAUGGCGCUGGGCCUAUUCGCAUCAAGAUGGUACCCUGGGAAACCUGCAAGAUCAACCAGCUUACGGACGAUAUUGCCAUCAGCAACGACGACUUUUGGAAUAUUUACAUGAGGCAUGCUCACAAAGGAGUGCCCGUAAAACUUUCAUGCUGCUUAUCCGGCCGCAAAACCACGGAUAGCUGGCAGGGCGAACCGUGCACAGUCUGCCUCGUCGACGUAAGACCUAGGGAGCAUUACGAACUCUGCCACAUCACAGGUGCUGCACACUGGGCACUAGACAACCUGGUAGAUGAGUUCGCCGUGCUAGAAUCGCGACACGCCGAAGCAGCUACGGAGGAAUCACUGCGCGACAUAGAAGAGCUAAUCGAAUCAAAAUGUAUAGGUGGCAAAAUUGAAGGGAAUCUUCUUAUCCUAUUCAUUUGCUUCCUCGGUAACUCUUCAAGAACUGCAACGAUGACGAGCGAUGCGAACUACUUUUGGCAUCGCAAUGCCAUCAGCCUGAAAAUGGUAACGUAG
Molecule: messenger RNA, 1731 nt
Organism: Babesia bigemina
Lineage: Eukaryota; Apicomplexa; Aconoidasida; Piroplasmida; Babesiidae
Product: molybdenum cofactor synthesis protein 3 / molybdopterin synthase sulphurylase, putative
Exons: 7
Coding region: 1-1731 (576 amino acids)
Cellular component (GO): cytoplasm
Molecular function (GO): URM1 activating enzyme activity; nucleotidyltransferase activity; thiosulfate-cyanide sulfurtransferase activity
Source: RefSeq, a predicted model, not a curated record